This is a messenger RNA of Acanthosepion pharaonis, 2286 nucleotides long. The record is from the annotation of a GenBank genome assembly. NCBI's taxonomy places the organism in Eukaryota, Metazoa, Mollusca, Cephalopoda, Sepiida, Sepiidae.
AUGUUUGAUAAAUCUACACAGCCUGGAAAUUCUGAUAUGUGUGAAGCCCUGCAGUGCGAGCAUUUUUGCAUUCAUGAUCCGAUCAAGGGUCCUGCCUGUCACUGCAGUGAAGGGUAUAAAUUAAAUGACGACCAUAAAAAUUGUACAGAAUACUCCCAAUUCCGGCAACCAUAUCAUGUCUAUUCUAUCCAUGAGGGAAUCUGCCAUUUCCCUGCCAAUCUGGCUGAUAUGAACAUAAACAAUGUCACUUUAAACAACCAAUGUUUUUUAUUGGACAGCAAAGGCUACUUGGCUCUUGGUAUGCACGCAAAGUCGGAUACUUUAUAUUUUUCGACGAACAACACAGAUAAAUGGAUCAACCGGGUGCGAAUGGAAUAUGAUGCUCCCCUGGAGAACAUCGUCGGUGGGGUCGGAAUAGUUCAAGGAAUCGCGUUAGACUGGGUGUCUUCCAAUCUCUAUUGGACGGACAGUCUUCACAAGACAAUCAAUGUAGCCAGAGAAGAUGGAAUGUAUCAACAAGUUCUUAUUGACGAAGCCCUGGAAAAUCCUCUUGGCAUUGCUGUUCAUCCGGGUAGAAGCAUCCUUAUCUGGACUGAUUCUGGUAAUCACCCGAAAGUGGAAUGGGCUUAUUUAGACGGUUCAGGACGGACCCUCAUCACGAAUAACAGCCUUGGUCACCCAUCACAUGUAUUUGUGGAUUUUAAAAAAGACAUGUUAUAUUGGGCAGAUACCUUAUUAGGUGUUGUAUCUUCAUAUGACUUCGAUCAAAAAACUAUCAAAAUUGUUUUUCCAAAGCCUUCUCACGCAAAAGAAUCAAUAUUUGGUAUCAGCAUUUUUCAGGAUUAUCUUUUAUGGACGGAUUUCAGUACAGAGAGAAAUGGGAUCCACGUUGCUCGCUUAGAUACAAUGACCAAAGUGAGGGAUAUCCUCCACCCUGAUGUUGGAAUGGCGUACGAUCUUCUUACGUUUGACUCACAAAAUCAACCUGACUUUGAAACACCGUGCCCUGCAGAGACUUGCAACAUUUGUGUCUUCCCGGAGAGGACCGCUCCUUUUGGUGCAAAUGCGGUCUUGAUCAGCAUUCCGACGCGGAAAGUUCACGCUUUGGAUAUCGAAGAUCACUUCCGUCCAUUUGCCGUCGAUUACGACCCACUGAGAGAAAUGAUUUAUUGGACCGAUGUGGCCCAUAAGUCAAUCAAAAAGGCAAAAUUUCAUGAAAAACAGGAAACACUUGUCAAGAAAUUGACAGAAGAUUCUAUUGCCGACGGUUUGGCAGUCGAUUCUGUUAACCAACUUCUCUUUUACAGUGAUGCUGGUCAGAAGAUCAUUGGUGUCAUGACUCUCACAGACCAUUCCUUCCACAAGACCUUGAUCAGUACUGAUCUGGAAAAAGUUCGAUCAGUCAUUGCCAGCACUUUAGAAAAGGGGCUUCAAGCUUGGCCCAAUGGACUGGCUAUUGAUGUCAAAGCCAAACGCAUCUAUUGGGUGGAUGCCAGAUCGAAUAAAAUCGCAUCGAUGACAACUGAAGGGAAAAAUUAUCGAUUGCUGUACAAUGAAGCAGACGCGCAUUAUUUUGGGAUAGCAUUAUCGGGAGAUUAUCUUUAUCUCACCGAUUGGUCUCGAAAUUCACUCGUGCGGUUGCCUAAAAAUGGAGGAAAAUUGGAAAACUUUUGGGACGGGACAUCGAAAUUUGUCCGGCUCAACGGCAUCCAUGCUUACAAUUCCAGUGAAAUAGUUUAUGAUAUCAGUCCAUGUUCCAGUGUGUCGUGUAGUCAUUUCUGUCUUCCCAGUCCAUUGUACGAACGAAUCUGUGCUUGUCCUGACCAUUUGAUGCUUUCAGAUGAUCUACAGAACUGUAUAACCAAAACAGCUGAUGUGACUUCAGUAACAUUUUCAAGUAGUGUUAAAAUCACCAAUCAGAAUUUUGAAACAACUAAUGAAACUACCCCAACGUCUGCCCUUUUCAGAACCCACACAAUCUCUACAGCUCGUUCUUUGGCUUCAGUCGGUUCCAUUUCAUCAUCUGCAACGGUGGCUGCGAUUUGCAUUGUAUCGUUCUUGCUUCUUGGAGGAGCCAUUAUUGGAGCUUUCAUUUUGAAAAAGCGCCAUAUUGAAAGCAAUCCUCAUCAAAUUCUGAACAAUGAACAGAAAGAAAACGUGGAUGCUAUCUAUCGAAUUUCCUGCGCAGAGACUUCGAAUGAAGCAGUCGAUAUUAGAAUGGAAACGCCAUUAUUUGGUAACUACGGCACCAAUAUCGCAGAAACAGACGAUAUCAAUGACAGUUGA